CAAGAAGCUCGGAAGGUCCGGAGCCCGCUAGUACUUUGCUGUCAAUGUGUAUCCAAAUCCUGCUAGGGUUAAGUGAAGAUCACACUGUACCCUGGCGGGCGGGGUGAGCACAGCUAUUUUUGUGCAAGUUGUGCAUGGGAUGGCGGUUGAAGCGAGAUCGCAAGUAAUUCGCCAUCGGGAGGAGAUGGGCCGAGUCGAAUGUGAGAUAUCAGUGACUCGGCGUCAUCACGAAUGACCUCCGUGUCCACGUAAAAUCUUCACCAGGUCUAUUCGUCCAUGUGAUGAUCGCUCACCCGGAACCAAAGGUUUCGCUCACAUGAGCGCAAGAUCCCCACUACUGUUCAAACUAUGGAGUGAUUUUCUUGCUCAGGAGCCAUGGCCUCUCACCUGCUGCUUGCCAUGAGUGGCACCAGUCCUUCCUGGGCAUCUCAAUUUGGAAGUCCGAAUUGCUGUAUUGAAGCACGAAAGAGACUUCCAGCAGCACGAAGUUGUACGCCUAUCACCAGCAGCACCAGGGGUCCUCAUGUCCAGACAUGCGGAAUCAACUAUACAGGAAGUCGGUUCCGACGAAUUCUUGAAGUUGUUCUGGACGACUAUGGUACGAAAUAUAGGAAGAGGGAGCUGCAAGCUUCAAGAAGUAUGAGGCCUGAUGAUGUUAAUGGGGAGGAUGCAUGGUCUUCCGGCCACAUUGAGAAGGAGAAGUGCGGAGCUGGAGGUGAGACGACGUGUGAGUGCCUGUAUUUGAAGAGAACAAUUUGCGAUGGAGAAAUUGUGGAGCAUUCUGGUUCCAUCAUAGUAAGACAUUGCAUGUGACUCCCACUGAUAUUGUCUCUACUUUUUGUCCAUUGUCCGUCACAGUCUAGACUUCAAACUAGAUCAAACUCCUCGAGCCUGCUUGCAGAAAAAAUCACGGAUGAGAAGCUGAAGAAGCUUCUUCUUCCUUUUUACUUCAAUGUUGGUAGAGGUGAGGCGAAUCUUUUUAGAUAUAGUUCUGAACUACUAUGUACUCAACCUCUGAUCUUUGAACCAUAGCUUCUGUCUUCCAUGUCAUAUCGUAGCAACCUCUUCCACUAUUCUACCUUAAAUGACUUCAGUUUAAGAAAGUCAAGCCUUGAAAUUAUCAAUCAUUUGCAACUGAGUUCAUGGUACCGGUGAUGGUCCUGCAGAUUCAAGGAGAUGUCAGCCCGGGAGGGUGUGUCUUAGCGGGUGGAGAUGUGAUUGUGCUUGGCCGACUGCAAGGUGUUGUUCAAGCCGGUAGAGCUGGAGAGCACCCGGCAAAAGUGUUCAUGGCCUUCCAAGACCAUGGAGUUAUCAAAAUAGGUGACGAAGCAACGCUGCAGCUCGCAAAUAGUGACACUUGUGUACCUCAGGUUGCCAUGCUCGCACCCGAUGGUGGCAUCCUCAUCCGAAAGGCAGCUGGUGGUACUUCUGAUGAGCAAAAUAUGAACGCCCUGACACGGUCUAGCUCACUAGAAUAUGGUAAGGACAUAAUGGACGCGAUGAAGACCGCUUUGAAGAAUAUAUCUACCCGAAUUAAGACCAUUCAAAGCAGGCCGGCCCGGACUGCCCUCUUCACCGGAAUUUACAUAUUCAUUUUGGGCCUGCUCUUAUUGGGAUCCCCAGAGCUCUUCGGCCUUCUAUUUCAUGUUCAAACUGUAUCUCGCGGGUGGAUUCAGGUCGGAGCCGUACUGGCAGUGGUUUUUGGGGUGUAUUACAUUGGUACGGCAGUGGGCGAUUUGAGCGGUAUCCGCGGCGCAGAAGCUUUCUACUACUCCACUAUCGUGGGCCGCAUAUUUAUUUUCUUGAGCUUCGCUUGGCUCGUCUUCGUGCGUGCAGUUCCGUCUGCACUUCUGAUUGUUGGGACUGUGAAUUUGGUGGGAGCCUUGCUGAUGUGGAGGGCUCUCCUCAAGCAGGACCAUGAAUAGGCUACCAUGGAAGCGAGCGUGCGCGAUAUUUCAGUAUAUUGAGGAUAGUGCCACAAUACUUAGGCGACCGAAGAACUUUGCUGAAUAUUCUGGAGAACUGUCAGCCUAUGCUAUGCUGCAAGUGCUCGACAAAGACUCAGCGUUAUUUUGAUGUGGUUGGUAAGUUGGAAUUCAUUUGUAGGUCAAACAUCAGACGCCAGAAUUGUUCUACACUACGUGAGUUAAACGCGGAGUCAAACAAAAGCACGUUAACGCGGUGUGAUUGUGAUCUCCUUGAUCGAGCUUUGCUUUCUGAUACUCCAAUUUUAUCCCCGGAUAUGCUUUAACGACAUUGUCAUAUUUCAUACUCUCUGGUUGACGUUUUGCGGCAAUGAUUUCCUUAUCUCAAGCUUGCUUCUCAUUUUCCAUCUGU
Marchantia polymorpha subsp. ruderalis is the source of this 2337-nucleotide messenger RNA. The record is from the annotation of a GenBank genome assembly. NCBI's taxonomy places the organism in Eukaryota, Viridiplantae, Streptophyta, Marchantiopsida, Marchantiales, Marchantiaceae.